AUGAAUUUCCAAACAGAUGACCGUCAAUCAAAUAUCCAAAAACGACUCAGGGGAGUUCAGUGCAUUAUGCCAGAAAAUUAUCCUGAUGUAAGAAGGAAUGUGUCGCUUAUGCCACCGUUAAUGCAGAAACAAAGUGCUGUGAAUCAAAUCGAUAGGAAUAGAGCUGUUUCGGAGGUUUCGAAUUUCAAACCUAGAAUGAGAUCCUCAACUUCCACCACAGAGGCCGAAAUGCCUCUACAGGACAACAUGGGUGUCAUACCGAGAUCUACAGCGUCAUCGGUGGCAGGUAGUGUCGUGGAAUUUAACGAUGGCAGUAGACAUAAUGCUGUUCCAAGGCAGAAUCCUGAAAAUGCCAGUAGCAGCAACUUUAAUUUUAAGAUUUUUGGUAGCACUGAAAGUGAAAAAAUGUUCAUAUUUACCGGUACAGUGGAAAGAGUCAUCAAGUGGAACAAGAUCUUUCGGAAUCACUUUUGUUACUACGAGGUCAUAGCUUCUGUGAUCUCCAUCCAAGAGGGAUCGGUGAACACCCAGAAAAUCAUGCUGCUGCGGGACAGGAAAGGCCCCAUCCUGCAAGUGGUUUAUUACAGCACCACUCACAUCGACAUACAAGAUUUUCAUGUUGAACAGGUUUUAAGAUGUGUGGGGAGAAUGAGCGCUCCCAACAUUUUGAACGCUGUCAGUAUCCGAAGUGCUGAGCCAGAAGAGGUCGAAACCCUUCAAAGACAUUGUUUAGCUUGCGAUCAAGCUAUUUCUCAUUUCCUUAGCGUUUAA
This is a messenger RNA of Anoplophora glabripennis (Asian longhorned beetle), 771 nucleotides long. RefSeq lists its product as uncharacterized. The record is from RefSeq and is a predicted model, not a curated record. Bases 1 to 771 code for a protein of 256 amino acids. Lineage: Eukaryota; Metazoa; Arthropoda; Insecta; Coleoptera; Cerambycidae. The transcript is spliced from 7 exons.